Messenger RNA from Musa acuminata AAA Group (dessert banana), 1004 nucleotides. Its product is annotated as UMP-CMP kinase 3-like. The transcript has 11 exons. Lineage: Eukaryota; Viridiplantae; Streptophyta; Magnoliopsida; Zingiberales; Musaceae. Gene Ontology annotation, biological process: 'de novo' pyrimidine nucleobase biosynthetic process; CDP biosynthetic process; UDP biosynthetic process. The record is from RefSeq and is a predicted model, not a curated record. Bases 169 to 930 code for a protein of 253 amino acids. Gene Ontology annotation, molecular function: UMP kinase activity; ATP binding. Gene Ontology annotation, cellular component: nucleus; cytoplasm.
UUAGCAGGGAUUCUUCGUAUAAGACUAUUGAUCGCGUUGUUCGGAUCUCCCGAACUCAUUCGUUGCUUUCGUUUUCUCCGCCGGUGGAUCUGAUCGCUUUACCUGUUCGUCUCGAUUCGAGAUAAGGAGAUACAAGACUUCCAAAUCUAACUUACUUGUGUGGACGGUAUGGCUGAUGCUAGCAAGGAUAUUGUUGAUGGAUUUCCAGGGGACAAGAAGAUCAUAGUUGUGUUUGUUUUAGGUGGUCCUGGCAGUGGAAAGGGCACACAGUGUGCAAAGAUUGUUCAACACUUUAAUUUUACCCAUCUUAGUGCUGGUGAUCUUUUGCGUGCGGAAAUUACGUCUGGUUCGAGAAAUGGAGUUAUGAUUCAAAACAUGAUGAACGAAGGAAAAAUUAUUCCUCCAGAAGUUACAAUUAAGCUCUUACGAAGGGCUAUGCUUGACAGUGCAAAUGACAAGUUUCUUAUUGAUGGGUUUCCUCGAGAUGAAGAGAAUCGUGCUGCUUUUGAGAAUAUUACAAAAAUCGAGCCAGAAUUUGUUUUAUACCUUGAUUGCCCAGACGAUGAGUUGGAGCGGCGAAUUUUAAGUCGCAACCAGGGAAGAGCUGAUGAUAAUACUGAGACCAUGCGGAAACGUUUUAGAGUUUUUAAGGAAUCCACUCUGCCUGUAAUUAUGCAUUACGACUUGAAGGGCAAAGUCCGGAAGGUUGAUGCAGCAAAGCCUGUCGAUGAGGUUUUUGAGGAUGUAAAAGUCAUUUUUGCUCCACUCAUUGCUAAGGCAACUUACUUGAGCAGUCCAAGUACCAGAACUCUAACGGGACAUGAAUACAUGGUGUUUUAUAUGAACAGGUUAUGUGGAGCUGCAAGGGGGAUAAUAGUGUAUGCAUUCUGGAAGAUAUUUUCCUGGAUCAGGGCUCGCCUGUCCUUGUAAACCUACUGCCUCUAUGUAUUUCCACUAAUGUGACAACUGUUUAUCGUGAAUGCAACUUAUAUGAUCAUUGGUUA